Nomascus leucogenys (northern white-cheeked gibbon) is the source of this 1695-nucleotide messenger RNA. It is a transcript of the gene WRAP73, whose product is annotated as WD repeat containing, antisense to TP73. Gene Ontology annotation, biological process: microtubule anchoring at mitotic spindle pole body; protein localization to mitotic spindle pole body; mitotic sister chromatid segregation. Gene Ontology annotation, cellular component: microtubule organizing center; mitotic spindle; MWP complex. Gene Ontology annotation, molecular function: protein binding. The record is from RefSeq and is a predicted model, not a curated record. Lineage: Eukaryota; Metazoa; Chordata; Mammalia; Primates; Hylobatidae.
UCCGGCCUCGGAGGCCGGCGUCGGCUGUUGUAGACUGCUGCGCGCCCAGGGGUCCCGCGGGUUUUCGGGCGCAGGGUGGCGCCCGCGGCAGGCAGCGGCCAUGAAUUUCUCCGAGGUGUUCAAGCUCUCCAGCUUACUCUGCAAGUUCUCCCCGGACGGCAAGUACCUGGCUUCCUGUGUCCAGUACCGCUUAGUGGUUCGGGAUGUGAACACCCUUCAGAUCCUUCAGCUGUACACGUGCCUAGACCAGAUCCAGCACAUCGAGUGGUCGGCAGACUCGCUCUUCAUCCUGUGCGCCAUGUACAAGCGAGGGCUGGUGCAGGUCUGGUCUUUAGAGCAGCCUGAAUGGCACUGCAAGAUAGACGAGGGCUCAGCCGGGCUGGUGGCCUCGUGCUGGAGCCCCGACGGGCGCCACAUUCUCAACACCACGGAAUUCCAUCUGCGGAUAACCGUCUGGUCCUUGUGCACAAAAUCUGUAUCUUACAUCAAAUACCCGAAAGCUUGUCUGCAGGGAAUCACCUUCACCAGGGACGGCCGCUACAUGGCGCUGGCAGAACGGCGCGACUGCAAAGAUUACGUGAGCAUCUUCGUCUGCAGUGAUUGGCAGCUCCUGCGGCAUUUUGAUACAGACACCCAGGAUCUCACAGGGAUUGAGUGGGCCCCAAACGGCUGUGUGCUGGCAGUGUGGGACACCUGCUUGGAGUACAAGAUUCUGCUGUACUCAUUGGACGGUCGGUUGUUGUCCGCAUUCAGCGCUUACGAGUGGUCCCUGGGCAUCAAGUCUGUGGCCUGGAGUCCCAGCAGUCAGUUCCUGGCAGUUGGGAGCUACGAUGGAAAGGUGCGCAUCCUUAAUCACGUGACUUGGAAAAUGAUCACGGAGUUUGGGCAUCCUGCAACCAUUAAUAAUCCCAAGAUAGUGGUGUAUAAGGAGGCCGAGAAGAGCCCACAGCUGGGGCUGGGCUGCCUCUCCUUCCCGCCCCCCCGGGCCGGGGCCGGCCCUCUCCCAAGCUCAGAGAGUAAAUAUGAGAUCGCCUCUGUCCCAGUCUCCUUACAGACGCUGAAACCUGUUACUGACAGAGCAAACCCGAAAAUCGGCAUAGGAAUGCUGGCAUUUAGUCCUGACAGCUACUUCCUGGCGACAAGGAACGACAACAUCCCCAAUGCCGUCUGGGUCUGGGACAUUCAGAAGCUGAGGCUGUUCGCGGUGCUCGAGCACCUGUCCCCAGUGCGCGCGUUUCAGUGGGACCCGCAGCAGCCGCGGCUGGCCAUCUGCACGGGAGGCAGCAGGCUCUACCUGUGGUCCCCAGCGGGCUGCAUGUCAGUGCAGGUGCCUGGGGAAGGCGACUUUGCAGUGCUUUCUCUGUGCUGGCAUUUAAGCGGAGACUCGAUGGCCCUCCUCAGUAAGGAUCACUUCUGCCUCUGCUUCCUGGAGACGGAGGCAGCGGUCGGCACAGCCUGCAGACAGCUGGGCGGCCACACGUAGCAGCGAUGCACUAACGUGUGCAGAAAUGGGGCUACUCUGUGUGUUUCCAGUGUGGGAAAAAACACAGAGCUUCACCAGGAGGUUCUCCAUCUGUGGUGGUCCGGAUUCAGUGAUUGAUUCUAUUUUUCUAUAGCAAAGCAUUUUUGUAAAUAUGUAUGGUAUAAAACUGUAGUUUUAUUAUUUAAAAUAAAUACUUGCUGAUUCAUACAACU